CAGUGUGUGUGUGUGUAUGUGUGUGUGUGCGUGUGAGAGGAGAACACAGCUGGCGCAUGCGCACUAGGCACACAGUGUCUCGCUGUAAUCCCGAGCCCGCAUGCGCCAGCGCGUCGUGACGUCACGGAGAGUCCCGCAGCGCGGUGCUGAUGGAGCGGUGAAGCUGUCAAGCUCUUGUCAUGUUCACAGGAACCCCGUGAGCUCCUUCAGCCGCCGUCCUGAGAACAACAUGAAGAACAUGAAGCAGAGGUAGACCCUGAGGUGUGGAAGUCGAUGAUGUCAUCAGGCAGUGACACAGCAGUAUCUUCAGGUGAAGAAGGAACUUCAGUCAUGGAGACGUCCAACUUCGCUCAUGUGAUCUUCCAGAAUGUGGGGAAGAGCUUCCUGCCUCAGGCUGCGCUGGAGUGUCACUACACACUCACACCCUUCAUCACUCCUCACCCCAAAGACUGGGUGGGAAUCUUUAAGGUGGGUUGGAGCAGCGCUCGAGAUUACUACACCUUCCUGUGGUCUCCCAUGCCUGAGGACUAUACUGAGGGUUCCACUGUCCACAGGGUUCUUGUCUUCCAAGGUUAUUAUGUUCCCCGAAGUGACGGUGAGUUUUAUCAGUUCUGUUAUGUCACACAUCUGGGCGAGAUCAGAGGAGCCAGCACACCUUUCCAGUUUCAACAAGCCACGCCCACAGGGGAGGAGUUACUGACUGUCGAGGAUGAUAGCAAUUCAGACAUACUAGUGGUUACUACCAAAACUGGACUCCUAGAGCGGCGUGUGGAGGAAGUUCAGCAGGAAUGCCGGGAGCUGCAGAAAGCUGUUUGUCUGCUUACACAAGAGAGAGACCAACUUAAAGAAGAGCAGAGACAACACAAUCAGGAGAGGCAGCGAGGACUGAGAGAGGAGAGAGACAAAGCUCAAGCUGGAGUCAGGCAGCUGGAACAGGACCUGCUCGGAGUCGCACAGAAAGCUGUGCUUAAAGAGAGCGAGCUGGAUUGCCUGAGGAGCAGGUUACAGAAGGUGACCAUGGAGAGAGAUAAUCUGGAAGUUCAGCUGAAGAAUGAGAGCGAUGAGAGAGAACUGUAUAAAUCUCACGUGCGCAGUGCUGAGCUGGAGAACACUAAGCUGAGUGCAGAGCUGCAGAUGUUGAAGGCAGUGGAGCUGAAUCGAGAGGUCACCAUCUCACAGUACCAAGAGGAGAUACACAGACUCCAGGCUGAAAGAACCGCACACGUUGCAGAUGCCAACGUAAUAGAGCAGUUGCGUCAGGUGAAGGAGCAGCUGGAGGCUACGUACCAGCGAGCAGCCAUGUUGGAUUCUGAGCUUCGUGAUGCAACUAGGGACCACGAACGUACGAAGGUGGAGCUUCUUCGUGUCCGUCAGGAGGUUGAGAACACCAGAUCCAGCUUGGCUGACGCCCAGGAGGAGUGCAGAAUCACUCAGAUCCAGCUGAAUGAACUGAUGAGCCAAACGUUACGGAAAACGGAAACGGCUGGUUCGGUCUCAGAGCUGGAGGCAGAGCUGCAGAAGGAGGUGGAGGAGCUGAAGUUGAGACUGCAGAUGGCAGCUGAGCAUUACAAGGAGAAGUACAGAGAGUGCCAGCGUCUGCGCAGACAAGUCACCAAGCUUACACACAAGCAGGAAUCACAGCAGGAGGACUGCAGCAAGAACGAGGCGUCUACAGACGCCAGGCCGGAGACAGAGGCUGAUGCGGAGACGGAGGCGGAGUCUCCUGUUGCUGAAACGCUGCCUGAGAUUCAGGAGUGUGCUGAAACUCAGGAACGGGAAGAUGGAGAGGGGGAGAAAACCGAGACAGGAAAGGAAGAACAACAGGAUGAAGGGGAUGAGUCAAGUGUGUCAGUGGAGGCUGAGCUUGCUCGGAUGGAAGAGAGAUGGAGAGAGCAGUGUGUCAUCAACGAUAACCUAAAGCUACUGCUGGCUGAAGAAGAUCAGCGCUUUAAGGCCCAGUUAGCUGAAAAGGAUGGAGAGGUGUUUUUGCUGAGAGAGAAUCUGGCUGAGGUGAUGAGGGAGAAGGUAAAGCUGGAAGAGGAUCUGCGUUUGCGUGCCAGCAGAGAGGACGCGGUGUGUGGGCAGAGGUCAGAGGUCAGGGAACCGGUGGUGUUGCGUUACCCCCUUCCCUACCCCACUGAGUCUCCUCCUCUUGCCCUGGUGCCCCAGCAACCGGCCGAGCUGCAGUACGGGAACCCUUACAGCGAGCCGGAGCAGCGUGACGGAGCAGACGGAGCGCUGUCUCCGCCGCAGAGUUGCCGCCCCCCUCCGGUAACUCCGCCCCCAUGGGUGGGUCCUGUGGUGUGUAGUCAGCCGCUGCGCAGUCUGAGUCCUCCUGACGGUCUGGAGAACCCUGCGGAGGAACGGCCCAGCGGAGGUGAUGGUGAAGCUCCUGCAGUGUGCGAGCAUCAAAGUCCAGAAUCCAAUGAAAGUGGCUCCAGCUUUUGCUUUGACACAAGGAGCGAUGUCCAUAAGCGGUGUCCCCUGUGUGAGGUGAUUUUCCCUCCACACUUUGAGCAGCGUAGUUUCGAGCGUCACGUGGAGUCUCACUGGAGAGAAUGUCCUGUGUGUAGUGAGCAGUUUCCUCUUGACUGUCAGCAGAACCUGUUCGAGAAACACGUCCUCACACACUUCGACGGCAAUGUGCUCAACUUUCACAACUUCGACUAGAGCCCGGGACGGCGUCCUCGCAUCCUCACACCCUCACUCUGUCCUCACACCCUCACUCCGUCCUUACACCCUCACCUUGUCAUCGCAUCCUCACUCCAUCCUCACACCCUAACCCUGUCCUCUCACCCUCACCUUGUCAUCGCAUCCUCACUCCAUCCUCGCACCUCACUCCAUCCUCACACCCUAACCCUGUCCUCUCACCUCACCUUGUCAUCGCAUCCUCACUCCGUCCUCACACCCUCACUCCAUCCUCACACCCUCACUUCGUCCUCACACCCUCACUCCAUCCUCACACCCUCACUUGUCCUCACACCUCGCUCCUUCCUCACACCUCGCUCCUUCCUCGCACCUCACUCCGUCCUCACAUGCCCACGCCAUCCUCACACCCUUACUCCAUCCUCACACCCUAACCCUGUCCUCUCCCUCACCUUGUCAUCGCAUCCUCACUCCGUCCUCACACCCUAACCCUGUCCCUUUCACCCUCACUCCAUCCUCGCACCCUUACUCCGUCCCCACACCUCACCCUGUCCUCACACCUCACUCUGUCCUCACACCCCACCCUGUCCUCACACCCUUACUCCAUCCUCACACCCUAACCCUGUCCUCUCUCCUCACCUUGUCAUCGCAUCCUCACUCCGUCCUCACACCCUAACCCUGUCCCUUUCACCCUCACUCCAUCCUCGCACCCUUACUCCGUCCCCACACCUCACCCUGUCCUCACACCCCACCCUGUCCUCACACCCUUACUCCAUCCUCACACCCUUACCCUGUCCUCAAACCCUCACUCUGUCCUCAAACCCUCACUCUGUCCUCAAACCCUCACCCUGUCCUAACACCCUCACCCUGUCCUCGCACCCUUACUCCAUCCUAACACCCUCACUCUGUCCCCACACCCUCACUCUGUCCCCACACCCUCACCCUGUCUUUACACACUUACUCCAUCCUCACACUCUCACUCUGUCCUCACACCCUUACGCUGUCCUCAAACCCUCACUCUGUCCUCACACCCUCACUCUGUCCUUACACUGUCUUCACAUCCUCACACCCUGAUGGUGAUGAUGAUGAUGUUACUUACCCGUGAGCUAAUGCUCGCAUUUUUUCUUCCAUCACUAACAUUUCCCAAUCAGAAGUUAAACACACACACACACACACACGUCAGGCCACUGUAUGUAUAGUAAAUGUGCGGAAGCUGCUGUAAGGACGGCUUUCACUGUACAGUUCCAGCUUUACAUGUACAUUAUAAAUAUAAAUAUAGGAUUUAUGAUGAGGUGUGUGUUGGUGUGUAACAUCAGCAGGAGUGGUGUUUGUUCUCUAUUUACAGCUUUAUUGAUUGUAUAUGAUGAUGAUGAUGAUGAAGGUGAUGUAUUACACUCUGCCCUGUGAUAUACAACAUAGGGCCUAAAGUUUAUUGACCUCUGACCAUAAGAUUGGUAUGUGUUUUUUUUUUUUUAACAUCUCGUUCCACAUUCAAUCUCCAUAUGCUGUUAUAAUGAGCUCCACUCUUCUGGGAAGAUGUUUCUCUAGAUUUUGUGGAGAUUCAUUCAAGCUACAAGGGUGUCAGUAAAGUGAGGUACCGACGUAGGUGAUCUGAGGAGGCCUGGAGUGCAGUCAGCGUUCACAUUCAUCCCAAAGGUGUUCAAGAGCUCUAUAGCAGGUGAUCUUCUACACACUUCCUGUCAUGCUGGAACAGGUUUGGGCCUCCUAGUUCAAGUGAAGGGGAACAAUAAAAAAAAUAAGAAACGUAUCCUAUACAUGUGUGUGUGUCUCCAGGUUUGUACUGGGAAAACCCACAUUUGGGUGAGAUCGGGUGUCCUAAUACUUUUGGCCUGAAAUGCGUCGUUGCACUCGUGAUGUUUGGGGCGUGUCUGUGAUCUUGCACACGGGAUGAGGAACAAAAUGCUUAGGGAAGACCUAUGUGAUGUAAUAACAGUCACAGCAGCCAUUUUGUUUCUGUUACAUGUGAUGCAUAUUAAAGUCAUAAUCAGGGUUAAACAUG
Silurus meridionalis is the source of this 4666-nucleotide messenger RNA. It is a transcript of the gene tax1bp1a, whose product is annotated as Tax1 (human T-cell leukemia virus type I) binding protein 1a. The coding region runs from base 274 to 2670 and encodes 798 amino acids. NCBI's taxonomy places the organism in Eukaryota, Metazoa, Chordata, Actinopteri, Siluriformes, Siluridae. The transcript is spliced from 17 exons. The record is from RefSeq and is a predicted model, not a curated record.